This is a messenger RNA of Penicillium soppii, 864 nucleotides long. RefSeq lists its product as uncharacterized. The coding region runs from base 1 to 864 and encodes 287 amino acids. Lineage: Eukaryota; Fungi; Ascomycota; Eurotiomycetes; Eurotiales; Aspergillaceae. The transcript is spliced from 6 exons. The record is from RefSeq and is a predicted model, not a curated record.
AUGGACUCAUUCACCCCUCAAGAUUUCCAGGAAUGGGUAGACAGGCGCCAAAGCAGUGUAUCUACCUCCACGGUGUCGUCUGCGUCCACCAGCAUUCUGUUCCCGAGUCCUGCGACCUCUCCGGGGUCCAGCUCGAGGAAGCAAUCCUGGCAAUUUUACGAUGAUGUCGUCCGGCUCGUACUGACUCCUUCUGUGCAAAUUUCGUUUGUGAAAAAUGGGCAAUUGUUCAAGUUGAAAUACACCUUCAUCGAUGUUUGUAAAGACUCAACGGGCGCGUUAAAAUGCUUGGAGCUUGGAGGCGGACUUGGCCAGCAAACACCUUUUGUUCACGCGUUCUCAAAUACAAAGCUCCCAGUGCCGCAUCUGGAGCAUCCCAAAUCAGGCGACGAUUACCCUCUAAGGGUAUCUUUCAUGGACCAACAAACCGUCCAAACCGCACACACAGUGUUUAUGACGCAAUUAUCAUAUAAAUUUGAGAACUGGGAUGAUUGUGUCCGAUUUCAAGAAUUAUUACUUUGCUCGAAAUUGGUCUUUAUCGGUGGUAUGGCCGAGGCCAAAUCAAAAGGUCGGGGAGAAGAGUGCAUUAGCCAAAACCUCCGGAUCUUGCGCGGCCAUAACGGCAAACGGGUGAUUCUUUACUUUGCUAAUUCGCAGCGGAGGGAACUCAAACGAUAUGUUUCCAUCCCACUUAACUGCAUCGGGGGUAUCAAACCGCCAAAGAAGCCUGGGCGGCCAGCCACACUGGAUCUAAAUCCGAACUUCGAAAUCCUGUCUCAGAUGAGGAAUUUUACGAUUCAGUUUCUUGACGAUGAUGACUGCAAAGAAUUCUGUCGGAUGUUGUCAUACGAUCUGACAAUUGGAUAA